Molecule: messenger RNA, 444 nt
Organism: Solanum pennellii
Lineage: Eukaryota; Viridiplantae; Streptophyta; Magnoliopsida; Solanales; Solanaceae
Exons: 1
Coding region: 1-444 (147 amino acids)
Source: RefSeq, a predicted model, not a curated record
AUGAAUAAAAAGGAGAAGUUAACCAAGGACGAUGGUGUUGAACGAGUACAAGAAGGAAGUAAUAGAAUCCUAAUAGGAUGUUUGAUGUAUCUUACUGCAACAAUGCCAGAUAUAUUGAAUGAUGUAAGUGUGCUAUCCCGAUUCAUGAAUCAUUCUAGUGAAUUCCAUAAGCAAGCUGCAAAAGGAGUACUCAGAUAUGUCAAAAGAACAAUGGACUUUGGAGUAAAAUUUAGAAAAUGCCGACAUUUUAAACAUCAAGGAUUUUCUGACAGUGAUUGGGGUAGUUCUGCUAAAGGGAGGAAAGUAAAACUUCAAGGUAUUAUUUUGUUUUUGGCACUGGAUGCUUAUCUUGGUCUUCGAAAAAACAAGAGAUUUUUGCUGAAUCAACUACAGAGGUUGAACGCAAUGUUGCUACGGCUACGGUCAAUCAAGGUUUAUGGAUAA